AUGCUACGUCAACCGAACGCACCUAUGGAUGCAACAGGUGUGGGUAGACGGCGGAAACGCAAUAAUUUAGUGGAAUUUGAGUAUGAACGAGUGGACGAUAACAGCGAUGCUGAUGAUGACCACGGAGACGUGCUUAAAAAUAUGAGAGCACAGAAUUUUUUUAAUAAUCCGCUAUCGGCAUUUCUCGCUACUCUGAGCAGCAUCGUUUUCUGGUGCAUUUAUUGGAUGGCGAAAGCAUUGAUUGCGAUUGCAGGUAUUUUUAUUAUUAUCGCAUUCAUCUGCCCUCAUAAAUGCAUUGAACUUUUUAAUCACUUUAUGGACCAACACAAAUUGGAGGAGAAAUUCAGAGAAGAAUUAUAAGGAGUUAAGCAAAUAAGCAAUGCUGA
Anastrepha obliqua is the source of this 386-nucleotide messenger RNA. RefSeq lists its product as uncharacterized. The transcript is spliced from 2 exons. The record is from RefSeq and is a predicted model, not a curated record. NCBI's taxonomy places the organism in Eukaryota, Metazoa, Arthropoda, Insecta, Diptera, Tephritidae. Bases 1 to 360 code for a protein of 119 amino acids.